UGUGAAAUUUUGAGUUCAAAAGCAGUUAAGUCUUAACAGCCUAACCCGCCUAGGCCCUUCAUGACGAGCCAAUGAAGCUGCCAUCAUGGCUCAACGCCGUGCCGCCGGACCCUCGGGCGUACGGCCACCUCAUCCAGCUCUGCGCAGAUUCCGGCCACCUAGCCGCCGGCCGCCAGCUCCAUGCCCGCCUUGUCGCCUUCUCCGUGACGCCAUCCAACUUCCUCGCCUCCAAACUCAUCUCCCUCUACUCCCGUGCUGCGCGCCUCCACGACGCACGCAGGGUGUUCGACGCCAUCCCGCAGCCCAGCAUCUUCGCCUGGAACGCCAUCCUCAUCGCGCUGUCGCUCCACUCGCCCGACCCCUCCGCCGCAAUCCGCCUCUUCGCCUCAUCCGCGGUCUCCCCUGACGAAGUCACGCUCUCUGCGCUCCUCAAGUCGCACGCCGCGUCAGGGCCGGCGCUCUCCCCACUUGUCGCCAGGGAGCUACACGCCGUCGCGCUCUUGCGCGGCUUCGGGACCGACCUGUUCGUGUCCAAUGGGCUCAUCACCGCGUAUGCCAUCGCCGGGGACACGCGCUCCGCUCGCGCGGUGUUCGAUGAAAUGCCUCGGCGGGACGUCGUCUCCUGGAACUCGCUGAUAUCGGCUUACGCUCGUGCAGGGUGGUACCGGGAGUGCCUGGAGCUGUUCCAGGAGUUGACGCGGGUUCAUGCCGGUGGUGGUGUUGGACCGAACAGCAUCACGGUGACAAGCGUGUUGCAUGCUUGUGCGCAACUCAAGGCUGUCAAUUUUGGGGUCAACGUGCACCAGUUUGCUGCCGAGAAUGAGCUUGAUAUGGACGUCGCAGUAUGGAACUCAAUAGUUGGGUUUUACGCCAAAUGUGGGCGGUUGCAGUAUGCAAGAGAGUUGUUUGAAGGGAUGCCUAAGAAAGAUCCAGUCAGUUACAGCGCCAUGAUUACUGGGUACAUGAACCAUGGGCAUGUUGACGAGGGAAUGGAGCUUUUUCGUCGAGCAGAUGCUCAAGGAAUCAGCAUUUGGAAUGCAGUAAUUGCUGGACUUAUUCAAAAUGGUCGCCAGUCCUAUGUGCUUGGAUUACUGCAUGAGAUGAUUGGUUCUAGCAUACUGCCCAAUUCGGCCACACUUUCAAUCAUCAUUCCUUCAGUUCCUUUGUUCUCAGGCCUAAUGGGAGCAAAGCAAGCUCAUGGUUAUGUGAUUAGAAACAACUAUGAUCAGAGCAUCAAUGUUGUGAGUGCAUUGAUCGAGGCUUACUCAAAGGCUGGAUUUCUUGAUGGGGCUAGGAAGGUGUUUGAAUUGACUGGUGAUAGAAGCAAAGUUGUAUGGACAUCAAUGAUAUCAGCUGUUGCAGCUCAUGGAGAAGCCGCAGACGCAUUGCGCCUGUUCAAUAAGAUGAUCAGUUCUGGCACUUUGCCGGAUACCGUAGCUUUCACUGCCGUGCUUACUGCUUGUGCUCAUGCUGGAAAGGUAUCUGAUGCUCGUAAAGUUUUUGACUCCAUGCAGGUCGUGUUUGGUAUCGCUCCAGCGAUGGAGCAAUACGCUUGCAUGGUUUCUGCAUUCAGCCGUGCUGGGAUGCUAAAGGAUGCAGUUGAUCUUGUCAACAGGAUGCCGUUUGAGCCAAAUGCAAAGGUCUGGGGUCCAUUGCUUAAUGGAGCAGCAGAAGCUGGUGAUGUUGAGCUUGGUCGAUAUGCUUUCGAUCAAUUAUUUAUGAUUGAGCCGAAGAACACUGGUAAUUAUAUUGUGAUGGCUAAUUUAUACUCAAACGCUGACAAAUGGGAAGAAGCUGAAAUCAUAAGGAGCAUGAUGUGGGGAGUUGGGUUGGAGAAGGUUCCUGGGUGUAGUUGGAAUUGAGGGGAUCAAUGCUCUGUUUUUUUUGUUGUUGCCGUGGAUACAUCAAGCAAUCGAGAUGCAAGAAAUACUUGGUUGUAUAUGGUUGAUUGGUCUGAAAGAUAGAAAAGAGCUUGUCCUCAACCAUUAUUAGAUGAAGACAAGUUUUAUUGAUGGCAUUCAGUGGAUCUAAUAGUUGAGACAUGAUUAUCAUGCCUGAGCAUACCAGACAUUUAGAGUUAUUUGAACCACUGUAUUUCACAUCCGAUGGUGUAUUCAAUUGUAUUGAUUUGAUUGAUUAACUAACUUUUGGAGGGUAAUUCCAUGAUUAUUUAAAACUUUGGAAACAUCUGAAUUUUCAGGAUCUGAGUGCAACCCUACUCCUGGAUGGAAUACCAAACGACUAAUGCGCAGAAGAUUGUUCACUUCAUCAACAAAAAGUUGCUCUAGUGCUGUGGAUCCAAUGAAGAAAGGGUUCACAUGCUAAACUUCACAGGCUGAAAGCUGCAGUGAUAUCCAUAUGCAGUGACUGACUGGGCGAAUGAGGCAAUGGGAUAACGUUACUUGUAGCGGAUUCGAUGAGAUGAUUCGAAGCGCAUUCGGCCAUCGGCUAUGUGCAGCCUUACAAUCUUGAUGUGUGGUGGUCCAGCUCAACCUGGAGGCUUGGAGUUCAAGUGAAGCUAAUGGCAGCUGCCGGAGGACCCUAUACGGUGCACCGUACGGAACCUGGCGUGAUCCCAUGAAAAACGUCGCAGCUCUGUCUGUUUUUCCCCCGCCGUUUAUUCGCGCGUUCAUGACUGUUAAGCUCGUGGGCGAAGGAAUUUUCGUACGGUACAAGAACAGCCACAGCUCCUGCAGCUGGAGGAGAAUCUUAAGUACUAUCACAAAUCACUCAUGCCUCUCAAGUUGGGACGGUGCCAAUCUCUCUAGCGCUUCUCCAGCUAAUUCCUCGCAACAUUUAACAUGGCAGGUUAGUUCGGAUUAGUCUAUGCUUCUCUCACGAAACUGAUCUGCAUUCUCCUCUCAUGCUAAUAUUGUUAGUUAGUGUUUUUUUUAUAUAUAUUUGAGAGCCACAUGAGACGACAGCUCAAAUGUCAUUGUUAAUACUGCACCAUCCUGUCGGUUAUCUCUCCGAUUCAGUUCAGCUUCAAAUCGCAGAAGCAGCACAGGCAGCUCGUGAGGCAGCGCGACAGCGACACUGGAUUUUUUUUGUCCUGGUACGUACAUUCAUUCGUUCAGAAAUAUACAACAGAGAAGUCGGUGGCUGCUCGGAAUUUAGACGCUGCUAAAAACCACGAGCAAAAGAAAAUGCAGCAAGAGGACAGGAGGCCUGUUGAAGUGAUGGGGCCGAACGAACAGCAAGCGAGUUAAAUGAACCAGCAGGAUCUGCCUUUCACGUGUCUCUCCUUUCUGCCCUCCGCUCCUCUCUCGCUUAAUACUUGCAGUCUUGCAGAGUGCAGAUUGCAAAGCCCAAGGUGAUAACCCCACAUGUCCCAUGUGACCAUCUCUUUGUUAAUUACCACUGUGUUGUGAAAGAGAGAUGUUUCCAGUGACGCCAGUAAUGUGCCUCACGGGUGGCGGUCACGGACAAAACCGGCUCCUGUGGUGAGCAAAUCCCAUGCCUCUCUUUUCUAGGCUCCAGUACUCCCCCAAGAGAGCGUCCUGUGGCGCCUCGCCUCACCUUUACGCCCCCAAAACAUAUAGGCGUCCG
Molecule: messenger RNA, 3549 nt
Organism: Phragmites australis (common reed)
Lineage: Eukaryota; Viridiplantae; Streptophyta; Magnoliopsida; Poales; Poaceae
Product: pentatricopeptide repeat-containing protein At2g37310
Exons: 4
Coding region: 72-1862 (596 amino acids)
Biological process (GO): RNA modification
Molecular function (GO): RNA binding; protein binding
Source: RefSeq, a predicted model, not a curated record